GGAGUUCGUAACUCGUAACAAAGAAGGGAUUGUGAAAGGGUGUGGUAAUAAUGUAAAUACGUACAAUGAAGAGGGUCGAGAGAUGGUGGUCAUCACGACCAACCGACCCUUCUCGACUCCGGGGCAUUGCUAACGAGAAAGAGAUGUAUAAAUUGCAUUACUUUUGAAUUAUUCUCCAUUUUUAUUUCUUCAAUUCUCUUGCUUUGUGAAAAUGGAAGGGGAUGGAGGGAAAGUGAGGGCAUUGAUAGAGAAGGCCACUCAUUCUACGGCGGCGGAGGUGGAUCCGCGCCUCCUCAAGGCAAUCAAAUCUGUCGUCAGAUAUUCUGAUUCUGAGGUUCGACUCGCUGCCCAAACCCUAAUGGAUCUCAUGAAACGCGACCACUCUCAGGUCAGAUAUCUCGCACUUCUCAUAAUUGACCAACUUUUCAUGCGAUCAAAGCUUUUUAGGACUCUUCUAGUUGAGAACUUGGAUCAGCUGUUGAGUUUAAGUGUUGGAUUCAGAAGGAAUCUACCGCUUCCUGCUCCACCUGCUGUUGCAUCUGUUAUGCGUUCAAAGGCGAUUGAAUUCUUAGAGAAGUGGAAUGCUUCAUUUGGGAUUCAUUACAGACAGAUUAGGCUAGGUUUUGACUACCUUAAAAACACUCUCCGAUUCCAAUUUCCUAAUAUCCAGGCAAAUGCAGCAAGGGUACAGCAGGAGAGAAAGGAAAGAGAGAUGAGGUCAAAAGAGAUUUUACACAAUAAGUUUGAGAAACUGAAGGCAAAUCUAUCUUCGAUAAAAGAAGAGAUACAGUCAACAAUAGAUGAGACUGAACGGUGUUUAGAAAUUGUUCAAACUGGAAAGGAAAUUAUGCCCCUUGGUCCUUUGGAUAGCGAAGAUUUUGAAGAGUUCCGUUCUUCAGAGUUACGGCAGAUUCGUGUUGAUUCAUUGAGAGAAGGGAAAAAGAUUCAUGAGAGCAGUGAGAACAAAGUGGUUUUUGAUGCAUUGAGAGAGCUCUACAAGGUCCUAAUAACCAAGCAUCUAGUUUCAGUCCAAGAGUGGAUCUCUGUUCUCAUAAGGGUUGAAGUAGAAGAUAGCAGAUUUAGAGAUUCCAUGCUAAAGGAAUUCAUUAGUAUCCAAAACCGUCUUCAGUCUGUAAAGAAGAAAUGUGUAGACUCAGGUUGUGCUCUUCCUGACAUUACAAAGCGUGAAAAAGAUGAGGAAGAAGAUUUUUGGGAGGAGGGUAAAAUUGAAACUGUACAAAAUCAGAGUUCUAGUGCACCUGAAAAGCUAAAUCAACAUUUUGAUGUGGCUUCAACUUCUGGAGAGGUGAAAAAUGAUCCUCCUGAAAGCAGUAAAGGGAAGGCAAAGCCACAGGACCGUCAACAUCAUAGAAGUGAUUCAAGCUCACUUAGAAGUAAGCUCUUAGCUGAAGCUCCAGUUAUAAAGUGGGGAACGUUCUUGGAUGAUUGGGGUUCAAAUAGGGAGUUUUUGGUCAAUCACCGGGGCUUGGAUCUUCAAAGUCACUGGGGUAGGGUGGAUAAUGAUGCAGUUAUUCCAGCGGAAAAGAUUGCAGAGCUAAACAUUCAUGCAACCAUUUACGAAGAAGAACAAGCAGAAAUACAACCAUGUCAUGCUCCAUUGCGCAGAGGAGGACUUUGUCAGAGAAGAGAUGUGAGAGUUUGCCCUUUUCAUGGACUCAUCAUACUGAGAGAUGAUGAGGGAAAUCCUAUCAAUCAUUGCACUUCAACAAGUGAUACAGCUCUUAAUUCUAAUUUAGUUGAGCAAUUAGCAAAACAAGCUAUUGAAAAUGUUCGAGAUAGGGAUAAUGAGGAAGCUAGGAAAAGAAAAUCUGACAAGCAGUCACAAAAGCGUGCCAAGCUUGCAAAGAUUCGGGAACAUAAUGAAGCAGUUCUAAGGGAUGCUGCAUUAGCUUCAACUUCAAAUUCUGCAUUUGAUGGGAACAAUGUUCAGACAACCAAUAGCGGGAAUUUUUUGGCCAGAAACAAAAAGGAAAGCCUUGCUUCAAUGCUACGUAAGAAAGAAACCACAAAAGAUAGGUUAGCUCAGAGACUUUUGAGUACUCGGGCAAGGGAUGCAACAGUAAGGCAGCUUACUCUGGGUGAGGAUGCAAAUUACAGAGAAGCAUUCCCAAACCAAUGGAAGACGUAAUGACCAAACAUUGCAAUUUGAAGCAGAAAUCAAGUGCUUCUUGACUUUCUAAUCCAUAAAUCACUCUGUAUCUACUUAUGUUCUACUUUGAAACAUCAAUCAAAAAAUCUUUAGUCAUCAACAGGCCUAAGGAGAAAACAUAUCUUUGGGGCUGGGGGAUUAACUGGCAUAGCAGAUCUGUUUUAAAUAUUUUUGGAAGUCUAAUGUAGCCGUUUCUCGACCCAUCUUACACCUUCUCAGAAACUUGAAUUCUAAUGAUCUUGAAUUCUUAUUGCAAAUUUAGCAGCAAUCCCUCAAGUACAGUCGUGCUGGCUGCAAACCAUACUGCCUUAGUGGAUUUAUCCUAAGCUAAAAUGUUGGCGUUGUGGUCCAAACUUGAGCUUGAUGCGAAUGCAGUAGCAUGCUCUUCAGCAUUUUUUGCCUCAAAUGUUAUCGAAAGAUGCCUCCCAUAGGAUAGACAUUCUGCUCAAGUGAAUAAAUUGUGAUUCUGAAGAAAUGACCAGUAAGGGAUUUACCAGGUCUUGGUGACUUGUUCAUUUGGUGGUUUAUUGCUGGGUAUUAUUGUAUUGACGUUUGUUAUUGGCAAUCAAAAUAUCUGGUUACGGAGCUUCUGAUCUACAAUGGAAAAAAAAAAAAAAAAAUGAAUGUAGACGCAUGAGAUGAACCAGUAGAGGAUAACUAUGCAUAUGUUGGUAGUGUCGUACUGGAAUGAUGCUGCUGUUAUUACAACUUUGAAGACUGUAUUCUCCUUUGAUUCAAACUGACUUGGGAAACGAGCAGAACUUGUUCUGGUUCAUGAGAAUAAACCUCUGGAGUCUAGUGGAUGUGAGAUUGACAAAUAUGGUGGUGGUGGUGGCUGUGUUGAUGUAGAUUAGGUCGACCCCACUACAUGUUUAAAUUUCUGACUGUUGCUUUUGAUAUUUUCUUUUGAUUUCAGUACAUAGAGAAACUUACAGGUUCUAAUGCGAUGGCACUGCUAAAAUGGAGAAAUGUCUACUUGAUUUCUUGUACACUAUUUCAUAAAGCUCCAAUCCAGCUCAAAAUGAAGUUCCUGGCUUAAUUAGUGACUA
Molecule: messenger RNA, 3219 nt
Organism: Jatropha curcas
Lineage: Eukaryota; Viridiplantae; Streptophyta; Magnoliopsida; Malpighiales; Euphorbiaceae
Product: ENTH/VHS protein
Biological process (GO): transcription-coupled nucleotide-excision repair; response to UV
Cellular component (GO): chromosome
Molecular function (GO): RNA polymerase II complex binding
Source: RefSeq, a predicted model, not a curated record